AAGUCGACUGCAGACGAGUUGCACAGAGAGAGAGAGACACACACACAAGUUUUCUCUGAAUGGACGGCAAGCACACAUCAGAACAUGACAGGAACGGCUUCAAUACAUGUCUACUGGAUCCUAAAGUUUACACAUCCAGCAACUGUACCAAAGUGGCACCGGUGGACCAAAACCUGUGGCCGAGAUCACUGGCUCGAAAAUGGAUCCUGAUGCUGUUUAUGGGCACCUGCCUCCUCUACUGCGCCAGGAUGGCCAUGCCGAUCUGCGCAGUGUCGAUGGCGGCCUCUUUUCACUGGAGUAAGAUCGACUCUGGUCUGGUCUUAGGUGGAUUCUUCUGGGGUUACUGUUUCACACAGAUCCUGGGAGGAUAUGCUAGUGACAAAGUCGGAGGAGAGCGUGUCCUGUCCUUGUCUGCAGCCUCGUGGGCUCUGAUCACAGCUGGUACUCCUCUACUGGCCAGUCUCAGCUCUCACACUCUUGCUCUUAUGACCAUGGCAAGAUUCCUUAUGGGACUAGUGCAGGGUGUUUUUUACCCGUCUUUGGCCAGCCUGUGCUCACAGCGUGUAGUAGAAGAAGAGAGAGUGUUUUUAAUGAGCACCAUGCACAGCAGUACCUAUCUUGGAACAUUGAUAGCAGGAGGGAUGGGAUCCCUGAUGUUGGACACGUACGGCUGGGAAAGCAUGUUUUAUGUUACUGGUUUCCUGUCUGGACUCUGGGCGCUCAUGGUUUGGCAGUGUUUCCUAAAAGGUGAAUCUGCCCAGAUACAGACGGUGUCAAAGAAGAACUCAGAGGGAAGUUUGUCAAGAAAACUCUGUCUGAAACUUUUAUCGAAGCCAUCUAUCUGGGCCAUGGUGUUUGCUCACAUGUGCAUGAGCAGCACUUCCUAUACUUUAUUAUCGUGGCUCCCAACAUACUUCAAAGAAUCAUUUCCAGAGGCCACGGGCUGGGUGUAUAAUGUAAUCCCAUGGUUAACUGCAAUCCCAUCGGCACUUUGUGGAGGAUAUUUUUCAGAUCAUCUCAUAAGCCAAGGUUAUCAUAUAUCAACUGUGAGAAAGAUAAUGCAGUUCGUUGCCAUGGGCGUAUCGAGUAUGUUCGUCAUGUUUCUUGUGGGACCUGUCACGUUUCCCUCCGCUGUGUUAUUCUUGUCUGCUGCUAUCGGUGCAACCACCUUCACCAGCGGUGGCGUGUCUGUGAAUGUACAAGAUCUCACGCCGUCAUGUGCUGGUGCCCUCUAUGGUUUUAUGAAUAUGAUGGGUUCUUUCGCGGGACUGGUGAUGGUCUCCCUGUCCGGUUACCUGAUUGAGGUCAUGAUGUCGUGGACCAUCGUGUUCUCGCUCAUCACUUUAGUAAAUGCCACAGGCCUCGGGAUUUUCCUCAUCUUUGGAGAUGCUCGUCGCGUUGACCUGCAGGAUAGCUGCCCGGUUAUUACACUUUGACCCAAACCUUUUGGUUCAAAUACCAGUCUGUAUCUCAUAUGUGAGACUGGACAGUAGUCACAGCUUGUGAUUCUUGUUAUGCAAAAAAAAAAAUAAAUAAACACAUUAUAGUGUUUAACAUAGAUACCAACACUUUUGGAUGGUAUACAUUCAUGUUUUCUGACGUUGUCACAAAGCAGUCACAGUUGUGCUGAUCAUAAAAAUAGAAUUACAGUGGACUUGGAAAUUAAGGAACUUGCUGCUGGUUUGCAUCUAAAAACAUGGUGGAUGAUUUGUAUUCAAACUCUUUCAGGGGAAAGAGAGUUGCUGACAUGAUAUUUUAUUUUCGUGAGACUUAAUUUACAUUAUUUUAAUACUGGGACAAGACAAGACAGCGUCAUCUUUGGUCUUUUCAUCUCUGAGAUUAUGUCUAUAAACGCUGCUGAACCUGGUUACAUAGCCCGCUUGCCUGGCUCUGGUUCUGGCACGACACUGGCUCCACUCAAUGUCCUCAAUCGCCCAUAACCCCCCAGGCCUGAAAACCUCUUCUUGGUGGUCCAAAACGCCUGUGGUACAAGGCUAACACUCCCCCAGUGCUCUGAACUCACAGUCCACAGCAGCCCGGCUAACAAACUGGGCUAACCUCAGCUAAGGAAAAACAGGGGCCUCAAAAAUAUAGUUUUUAUUUUUAAAAAAAGCUAAACACUUCAUUGACAAAGCUUGGUGUUGGUGAGUGAGAGGUAGAUUUGUUGGAAAAUAUUUUAAGCUGGAGAUUUGGUGAGUGUUUACAGCUGUGUAUGAAUGACUGGCUCAGUGUCCAUGUUGAUGUUGUAAUGAAGGAGCAUACAACAGUGAGACAACACUUCAGAUCAACACUAUUUUUUAUUUAUUUUAGUUGGAAAUUAUGUGUAAGUUAUAUCUGUCGGCCAAAAUGUUCAAAUCCACGAAGAUGCUGAGGUGAAAGACUUUUGUAAUGUUUUGUGCUCGAUUUAAAAGACGUUCAACUUAAAUUAUAGUAUAUGUAUUUAUAAUUACAAUAUUAUAAAUCUUCGAAAGAAAGAAACUCGAAACGUUUAGAAAAUAUUUAAGUUUGUGUGGUAUUGUACAGAUUGGAUAUGGUUUGUAAACUGUCACACUUUUUAUACAUAGUUUGUAUAAAUGUUUAUUAUAUAAUAACUGUAACUGUAGAUGACCUUGUUUAAUAAUAAAAAAG
Molecule: messenger RNA, 2628 nt
Organism: Larimichthys crocea (large yellow croaker)
Lineage: Eukaryota; Metazoa; Chordata; Actinopteri; Sciaenidae
Product: solute carrier family 17 member 9
Exons: 13
Coding region: 60-1436 (458 amino acids)
Biological process (GO): ATP transport; transmembrane transport
Molecular function (GO): transmembrane transporter activity
Source: RefSeq, a predicted model, not a curated record